AUGCUAGCAAGAAAUGUUUUUGGAGCAAACAAAGUAAGUCCCGCUCGUGGAUUGGCUCGGGAAGCGAUAGUUGAUCAUCUGAAUGAGAUCCACUCUCCAUAAUUCCAACUGAAGGUUAAAAAAGCUGUACAAGAGCGGUGGAACCUUCUCCGAAAAAAGUUCAGCAAAAAGAUGAGUGAGGAAGGGAAGGCAAGUGAGAUUUCUGUGGAAGAAUUAACGGAAAGGAAUCACUGA
Pocillopora meandrina is the source of this 234-nucleotide messenger RNA. Lineage: Eukaryota; Metazoa; Cnidaria; Anthozoa; Scleractinia; Pocilloporidae. The record is from the annotation of a GenBank genome assembly.